Messenger RNA from Aspergillus brunneoviolaceus CBS 621.78, 690 nucleotides. Its product is annotated as YjgH family protein. Lineage: Eukaryota; Fungi; Ascomycota; Eurotiomycetes; Eurotiales; Aspergillaceae. The record is from RefSeq and is a predicted model, not a curated record. The transcript has a single exon. Bases 140 to 571 code for a protein of 143 amino acids.
UCAUAUAUGUUGUAAGAUACUGUCGUGCAAGAUCCUGUUUACUUCUUCCUCUCUCGUCAACCCACUGUCACCCACAUUCACCACUCACCACUCACCACUCACCUCUCACCUCUCACCUCUCCCACCAAAUCAUACACAAAUGUCGAAGCAGUGCUACGCCACAGACUCCCCCUUCGAGGAUCUCAUCGGCUACUAUCGCGCCGUCCGCCACGGCCAACACAUCUUCGUCUCCGGCACAACCUCCGUCGACCCCACCACAAGCAUCCCACAGAUCCUUUUCCCCGGCGACGCAAAGCAACAGACGCGCGUGGCGCUGCAGGAAUGCAUCAAAGCCGUCAAAGCCAUGGGGGGACGCGGUCCCGAAGACAUCGUGCGUGUGAAGAUGUUCGUUAGUCGGCGGGAGGACUGUCGCGCCGUGGGGGAGGGAUUCAAGGAGAUUCUAGGCAAGGAAAAUGCUAGCAGUAGCGACACGCCGAUUGGAGCAGCUGCGACCAUGAUUGUGGUGCACAAUGGGUUCAUCGACCCCGACAUGCUGGUCGAGAUCGAAGUGGACGCUAUUGCGGUAGACUAGUCGAUGUCAUCGACGAGGGCUGCAUCGGAUGCAUAGAAUGUCUGUGGUGUAGGUCUGGGGAACAGGGAUCAUUGCAUCAUCAUUGGAAAUGUAUAUACAAGCCUCAAGUCGAAACACUG